GAUGAACUACACCUCCAACUAAUCCCGCAACCACAUCCGUAUGCCCAACAUUACAUCCGUCGUUGUAAGUGAGGAGCGAAGACGAGAUUAGCUACUAGAGCUCGAUAUUAAUGACACACCCUUGUUCUGGUGUAGUCUUUCAGCAUUUUAGCAACAACGAAAUCGGUCACGCAUAUAAAAAACAAGUGCUCACGUCCCAUACUCCUGUCCGCUAGUUGCACCGUUCUUUGCCAUGUAUCACCUUGCUUGCUACCUGUGAACAACAUUAGAUCCGUCGGUAGGUAUCAUCUUGUUCAUAGUACUAAAUUCAUCUUAAUAGUUUUCUUUAACUUCUCCCCAUCCCUACCGCCUACUCGUUGUCGUUUGUAGUUGUACAGGACCUUGUAGAUUUUUUGUAUGACCUCCAAAGCCAAACGAGGACAACAUCGGAACAAGUUAAGGGAGCGCUGUGUUGUGAACAACAUUCACCAAAAAACAUGUCAUCGUCUAUGCAUCAUCACGCGCACGGUGGACACCACUACCACGCACCGCAAGCCCAGUAUGGUGUGUCAACCCAAUAUAACAAGCCGCCGAGAGGAGGCGGCUUCUCCCACCAGCACUACCAGUCGCAGCAUCGCGGAUAUAACAAUUAUGGUUAUCGCUUCUUUGUCCUCGAAGUAAAAAGUCUUCAUAGUUUAGUAAGUUCUUCAUCAGCCAGUGAGUCUGGUUUUGAUUUUGAACUUCCAGCAUCGUCGCUACUCGCAGCUACUUUUCUGCCUCUAACCCAUCCUCGACCAGCACCACAAAAUGAAUUCCUGGAUGAACAACAAUCAUCACCCGUCGGGACUCGCGUCGCAGCAGCACCCACCAGGUGCGCAUCCGCAGCAUGUCCAGAAGAACUCGAAUAGCUCCUCAGCAUCUACAGCGAGCUCCGCAACUUCGCAGCAUCCAGUGCAUCAUGGAUCAUUCUCGCAGCAGCAGACAACUUCGACGCUUCAGCAACAGGGGCAUCAUCUUAUGCAGUUGGAUAGAGAAACUCAGAGUUUCAAACUCUGUACAUCUACUUGACUUUCGUCGAUAGUAUGCGUUGUUGUACUUCUUCAGUGGCGCGAUCACUAGAGGGAUAACGUACUAGAACUAGUACUAGAACUAGUACUACUAGUCGUCCAUUUCAUUGUGAUCGUUUGUACAAUAUCAUCAUGAAAUAAAAAUUACCUCCUCGACUGUAGUGCUAGUCGUGGUACUUCACCGAGGAGCCACCUCUAAUGCCCACUCCACCACCCAGCAGCAACAGCAAGCAUCUCUGAAUCCCAAUCCCAAGUUUGAAGCCAACGACUUGGGUAUCUACUCCAGAAAUGCAGGUUUGAAGUUGCAGAAGGCUCAAGGAGAGGAGGCGUUCAUGGCCUGCGACCCUUCGGAUGAGGAGGAGGCGCACAAGUUGCUCUUGGCCCUGGAUUUGGAGGAAGUUUGCUUAAGGACCUGCUAUUCUUGUUUUUGUUGUGCUCCACCUAAAUAUACGUGGUGCUUGUAUUUAGGUAUGUGUACCUAGUACUAGUCUUCUUGUCGUAGUAGCUCCUCCAUCUAGUUGUAGAAAAAAGCAGGAUGAAGAUGAAACAUUUAUAAUUGCACUUGACCAGGCUGUCUUCUUCUAGAAGAAGAAUCUUUUUCAACGGCUUACCCUCUCCAGACGAGGCUGUCUUCUUCUAGAAGAGUAUGAAUCUUUUUCAACGGCUUUUUACCCUCUCCAUUCAAUGAGAAGGACGAGAAGGAAGGAUAAAAUAAUUCUUCAUCAAAAUAGACCUCUUGCCACCAAGCACAUGAGUCAAUCAAUCCUAUCCUAUUAUCCUAUCCUGUCCUGUGAGUUCUAAUCUGUAAAGGGAUCAAAUUUCGAUUCGAAUCGAGCAUAUCAAACACCUACGAUUUGGGCAAUGAAGUGGUGCCAACAGAAAACGGACGAAAUCAAGUCAAGAGUGUUACUUUUGCAAAGGUAGUAACCUCCACUUGAAGGAAUAGCACUUCGGCUUUUCGUAUGCUGCUAUAUAACAGUUGAAGUUAUGCUGGUGUUGUGAAUUUAUUAAAUUUAUUGAAUAGAUGAACAAUCACUGGAGACCUACUUUCCGUAGUUGCUCUCUCGCGAUGGUUAGUCUUCAUUGGAGAAAUUUUGAAACAUGAAGAUCACACCUCCCCACUUCACUCAACAUCACAGCGACGAGCGGAUGGACGAUCAGUGGUCAUCAAGAUGCGAAACAAGCAGAAAAGUUUCAAGGACGAGCAGGAAAUUAGGGACUGGAUGGCGAACAUGAGGGUACUCUUUAAAUGGAGAUGCUCAAUCUUGUUGACUUCUUGUCGUGUUUGGUCAAUUUUCGAGUUCAAGAAGAUGAAAUUUUCAAAGCAAUGUCUGAAACUGGAAUUCGGUGUCACAGCAGUUUCAACUUUCGAAAUACACAACAAUUACAAAAAUAUCCAAGCCCACAAACACUUACGUUGACCAUAAUAUACAACCAGCUACUCUUUCAAAUGUCGGGCGGACCACCUAUGUUGCAGGAUUUUCGAAAAGAGUCCACCGCCUAUCCACACGUUGCCAAAGUCCUUGAUAUUGUGGAGGACGAUGAUAGCUACUUCGUCGUGAUGGAACAUGUGAAAGGUACAGAAAAUAUCUUUCUGCUCUACAACCUUUAUUAGAGCUUUUUAGCAUGGUGCGACGAUUAUGAUCAUUUUUUAAAUCACUCGGUGUCACGUAAUAUCUACUUCGCUCAGAAAACAUGUUCUUGGGAGGUCAUCAUGAUCUCCAAUCCGCAUGAGCCACUACUACAAGUGAUCAUGCGUGACCUUCUCGUAGUUGACACAUCGCAGAUGAUGCGGAUGUUUUCUCGUGGUUUCAUCUUCCCACAAAACGUCUACAACCACCAGGGCGGGACCUCUUCGACUAUUUCGUGCAGGACAAGAUCUAUGAGAAGCCUUACAAAAUCCACGUUGCCAAGCAGAUAGCACGCGAACUUGUCAUGGGUAUGGAUGAGAUGCACUCACAUGGCUUGGUCCAUAAGGACAUCAAGCUGGAGAACAUCGUGUUGGACGAGUCGAGGGUCAAACAACAAGGCCAAGAACUCAUCUGCACAUGCAAAGUCGUGGAUUUUGAUACGGUAUAUAUAAGUUACUUAGAAGUUGUCGUGAUUCUAGAUCUAGGUCUAGCACUCAACACACUCUUACUUGAAAAAAUAUUUUACAAGAGUAGUCCAUCUAGAUCUAGAAAUAGAGGUUGCAGCACUUAAUGUUGACAGUAGAAAAGCAUCCUGCUCAAGAAUUCGGUGGGAAUGAACAAAAAUAUCUCACUCACCACCAGGUCGAGAUCUAUCGUCCCGGCACGAAGUCUUUCCACGUCCUUGGAACGGAUCAGUACAUCGCACCGGAAACCUAUGUCGGCUACGCCACACCAACGGCCGAUAUGUGGGCUAUUGGCGUGAUCUUUUUCACCAUUCUAACCGGCAGUUUCCCGUUCCACUGUGCGCUUUUUGAUGAUCAACCAGGUGAGAACUACGUCGGUCAUGCUAGGAUGGAUCAGAUCCGACGCAGACUCAGAAUUGCACGCAUCGAUUGGUCGAAUAAGGUACUUUCAUUUAAUCAUGAAUUUUACACUACAACAGGAUCUAUCUUUGAAAAAUUAAAAUUUGUUACUGUUUCAGAUCAUUUAAUAUCUGGAAUCGGAUUCCUAUCUCCGCCUAGUCCUUCUACUUCGUGCUGUUGACUUCCAAUAUUAAUUUCGAUCAUUCUUCAUGUGGCCGACCUCUUCAUUCUAGCUCUACCAACGACAUCAUAUUCACUAUGUUACAUCGCACCAGCCGAAUCUGAUUCUUGACCCUCACUACAAAAGGUCUGGGCAGCAGAACCUUUGGCCAAGGAUUUUGUUCGCCGAUGCUUCGAUACCGAUCCAAAGAAGCGACUGACCUGCAAGGAAGCUUUGGCGCAUCCCUGGAUCCGGGAUGUGAAGGUCAACAUCGUAUAAUUAGAUGGUAUUGGUAACGAGGUAGAACUAGAAAUUAUCUUUCUCUUUCAACUGUUUAUCAGGCUGCUGCUUGCCCGGAUGUAGUCCUUGUGGAUCUUCUGGAUAUUAUGUGGUUGUGGCUGAAGAAUCUUGACAGGGAAAGCGGUUUCUUUGUUCUAGCUUGAUUUAGAUAUCCGUAAGUAUCAUCAAAAUGUGUUUUUCGAUCGGGUUCGGGGGGAAAAAGAAUGUUGAAGAUUCUUCUUCACUUUUCUUCGACCAUGAAUGUCUGGCAUAACGCAAUCAAUUUAGUGUUUAUCUUGUUCGUAACACAACUACUUACUAGAUUUUUAUACACAUCGAUCACAUCACGACAGCAUCAUCACGUAAAACAAGUAUGUCAUGGAGAAAUUAGAUUUCAAAAUGCAGAGCAGCACGACAUUCGAUCUUGUGGGGAAAAUUCAAAUUGACAGAAUUAAGAUAGAUCUUCGAACUAUUCGACCCAAUAUUUUUCAGUAAGUCACAUCGCUAACACCAACCAACGUAGUUGCAUCAACGUAUGUUCAUUCUUAUAUUUCUUGUCUUAGUCUUAUCUAUCUGUCGAGUAAAAAAAUCCAAGAUUAGUAUGUCUUAACGUAGCAAAAAUUCAAUCACAGACCUUCAUCUAUUUUUUCAAAGUAAGUAAUAUACCUAGUAGAUCUUGAUCUAGGCGAUGUUGAAGCAAUUUUACCUAGUAGGACAAACAGUGCCAGCCUAGGCCUAGUCGGAGCAGGGACCUCCAACAACGUAGUUGAUCUUUCGUCAGUAAUAGUAAGUAUGUUCAUCGUGUUUAACAUUCAGAUUAUUCACUUGCAUAUUUUUAUUUGAGAACUAGACCGUUUAGAAAAAUUUCGAAACUAAGCGAAUCUUCAUUCAAAUCUUGAUGAAAAAAGGGAAACAAGUAGAACUAUCGUCCGCCAGGCUGAUUACAAAGGCAAGAAAGUCGAGGCGUUUGCGUCCUCGUGCAGAUCCUUGGCGCUUUUUUCCUUUAACGUAAAUAAUUGGGAUGGUCGGACAAUCGUUGUUCUCUCAAAUUGUAUCUUUCGUUGAUCUUGUUCAGUUACAACUCUUGUAUAGUAGACAAGAUUGAUUACGGGUAUGGCAGGAGCAGCUUCAACAAGUACAAGGUUGCCUUGCCGGGGGAUAGAUGAAAUAGAAAUUAUGCUCCUUCAUCUUCUUGUAUUUUUAAGUAAAAAAUGUCGUAGAACUAGAAGUCCUCGAAGUUGAGUAGAAUGAGACGAGACUCUUUCUUGCUGACUUCACGGACUUCGCACAAAUAAGAACUGAGCAAUCGUGCGAUAGAUUCACAUGUGAAGAGAGUGGCACUAUCAUGCAUGAUUGCGGUUUUAAGUACGUACAAAAAUCGUUUUUCUACUACCUCUUAGAGUACGAUGCUGAGAAGCAGCAUACUCGAAAAGCGAGGCUUAGGUGGUGGAUUAUUUUCUUUCAUUUCUUCAUGCACGUCGUCAGUAUACGUGAAGUCAAUGUACAGAAGUUCAACAUAUUUUUGAAUAAGUGUUGACUUUGAACCACCUUUAAAAUUGUAUAGUGGCAUAGAAGUAGCGUCAGCAAAAACCAGUCGUGUACCAUUCCUUAGUUGGGAGAGUUGCUUGUACUAAAUAAACUGGUUAUGAUGUAGAAGUGAAAGUGAUCAUCAGUUCAUCAUGCGGAAAACAAACGACUCGACAUUAGAUUAUCGCCACUUUUCUGCAUCAUGAUCCUCUUUUCUGGAGGAAUUAAGUCAGGCUCAGAUGAAGAAGCAGUUAUAGUGGUGUGCAAAGAUUAUUGUACAGAUGAAGAAGUAUCUUUUCUUGAGUCGCAGUUGUGGUUCUAACGGAAGGACGCGAAGUCUUCUCUUCGCUCCUGGGUAGUUAGAGUAGUGCUUGCUAGUUGCAGCUUGUGUUCGCUUUUGCUGCCCUUUAUUCGACCGUUCCCUUCUUCUUCGCUUGAAGGGUCCGAUGAUCAUUGAUCAGGGUCCACCAUGUCGUGAUGUGAUGCGAUGUCAGUUGUUCAGGUGGAUUCUUCAUGAAGAUGACAUAACUACAGAUUCAUGCCGAUUCCGAGGUCUUCAUGAUCCAUACACCUGUUGUCAUCGUAGGCAAGCCUCCGUGUGGUCUUGUCGAUGUAACGCGCCAGGAUCUGAUAGUGCAACAGUAUCGUCUUACUUUCUGACUGACUUCGCGUCUAUGUUGUACUAUUAGCUGGCUUGUUCGCGUCUCCCCCCUAUUUUUAUCGACUUUGAUAAGUGAACAGGCCAACGCCUAAACCACUAGUUUGGACUCUGUCACUUUUUUUGAUAUUAUACCGGGACUCGAACCCUAGGUAGUUUGAUUGAUAAGUGGACAGGCCAACGCCUAAACCACUAAACUGAAAAAUCCAUCUUGUGAAAAAGAAGUCUGAC
Molecule: messenger RNA, 6395 nt
Organism: Amoebophrya sp. A25
Lineage: Eukaryota; Dinophyceae; Syndiniales; Amoebophryaceae
Source: the annotation of a GenBank genome assembly